GUUGUCAUUCCCAACCUUGAGGAGUUAGAACUAAGGUCAAUAGAAAUUAAAAUGAUAUGGCACAUCUCUACAACGGCUCACUGCAUUAUGAACCUCAUUGAACUUACCAUUGAAGGCUGUGAUAACUUAGAGCUGUUAUUCUCAUACUCUAUGGCUAGAGGCUUGAAGAAGCUUAGGCGCCUCAAAAUAAAGAAUUGCAAGAAUAUAAGAGAGAUCAUUGCCACAGAGAAUGUAGAAGACAUGGAGAAUUCAAUUUCUUUUCCUAAGCUAACAUUCCUAGAGUUAAAAGACCUUCAAAAUCUUGUCAAAUUCUACUCAAGAAAUUGUAUGAUUGAAUUCCCAUCCGAGAUGCAAUUGGCUAUAGAGAACUGCUCAAAAUUGGAGGUACCCAUUGUUACAAGUACAAGCAUGGAUGCCAUUGCUGAUUGAAGCCCCCUUUCCACUAAACAGGUGCUUUUUCUUUGUUUGACUUGCCUUUUCUUUGUUUGACUUGCCUUUUCUUUGUUUGACUUGCCUUUCUAAACUUUAAAACAAAUUAUCCUCACAAUU
Messenger RNA from Rubroshorea leprosula, 549 nucleotides. Lineage: Eukaryota; Viridiplantae; Streptophyta; Magnoliopsida; Malvales; Dipterocarpaceae. The record is from the annotation of a GenBank genome assembly.